This is a messenger RNA of Daldinia vernicosa, 1789 nucleotides long. RefSeq names its product putative cytochrome P450. Lineage: Eukaryota; Fungi; Ascomycota; Sordariomycetes; Xylariales; Hypoxylaceae. The record is from RefSeq and is a predicted model, not a curated record. The transcript has 9 exons. The coding region runs from base 1 to 1584 and encodes 527 amino acids. Gene Ontology annotation, molecular function: monooxygenase activity; heme binding; oxidoreductase activity, acting on paired donors, with incorporation or reduction of molecular oxygen.
AUGCUUUUCCGGGCAUCUAGCGAUCCUCUAUAUACACUCUUUCUAGCUGGUACCGCUAUAGCAUUUGUGCUAAUGCUAUCUUCGUCUCUUACAGCACUGAAAACACGCAGCAUCCCUAUCGUACCCAAGAUUUGGUCGACGAUCAGGUGUCGUAUUAAAGCCUGGGUAUUUCUCUUUAAUGGUCGUAAAAUGAUGUCUGACGCAUAUAAAGAGUCUCAGGGGGCUCCAUUUCAUAUCGAUGUCCCCGAGAAUCGAUACUGGGUUGUUUCAUCACGGGACCAUAUCAAGGAAAUGGACGCAGCUCCUCAGUCCGUCUUAUCGUUACUAGGAGCAGCAAAAGACCUUCUUCAACCCAAGUAUACUAUGAAGGGCUUUAACUGGAUGGAAGAUAAACAGGGGACCGAAGGGGCAACCUUGAUCAGAACGCUCCGCAAUGACCUUACUGGACACCUCCCUGAGUUUUUGCCAGAGAUCCGACUAUUAAUAUCAGCUCUCAUCGAUCAACACUUUGAGUCGAUUCCAUUGACAAACGGUACAAAAACUUUCACGAUAUUCCCCCUAGUCUGCAGAGCUAUUGCCCAUUCAAACGCCUUCAUUUUCUUCGGCAAAGAGUUGUCGCAAAACCCCGAGUUCAUUAAAGCCGGUAUCUCUAUGGUUGAAGACACCCUCAUCCUCUCUGAUAUAGUCCGCCUUCUACCAGAAACUAUCGCCGAUCCAGUGGGUAAGUUCUUAGCCAGCUGGCUGAACUCUGGUGAUAUUGUAUACAAUACUUUAGAGCCCAUGGUAGCUCAAAGAUUCGAAGAGCGAGACCGGGCAAAACUAGGAUAUGAUAUACCGGAGCAUAAAGAUUGUGUCCAAUGGAUCAUGGAUAAUUCCCCUAAAACAAAGCCGUGGACUGUGCAACGAGUUGUUCACGAACUUGUCGCCUUGUGGUACGGAUCUGUCCAUAUAACUUCCGUGACCGCCUGUCUUGCCCUUUUCGACCUUUGUAAUCAAGAGGAUUAUGCCCAGCCAUUGCGGGACGAAAUCAAAAACACAGGAUGGGAAUCUUUCGAUAAGUCUGGCGGCAGACUUUUUCCUCUUAUGGACAGCUUCAUAAAGGAGUCGGCCCGACUGAAUCCAGUUGAAUGCAUGAGCAUCCGGCGGAAGGCCUUGAAACCAUUUCAUUUUCAAGACGGCACAAGAGUAGAAGCUGGUCAAUGGAUCUGUUCUCCCCUCGCAGCAAUGAACUUGGAUCCGAAGUAUCAUGCCCGUCCCGAUGAAUUUCACGGCUUCCGGUUUGUCCAACCUAAUAUUCUUGAGGCAUCUCUGUCUGGGAUCCCGCCACACAACUUCAAGAUACCUGAAGGUCAAAAUCCAUCACAAUUUACCGACAUGUCGGAUUUGCCCAUGUGGGGGGCCGGGAAGAUGACAUGCGGAGGGAGGUUCUAUGCUUCAUCAGUCAUUAAAACAUUGUUAGGGUUGUUCCUUACGAAAUGGGACAUGCAACUGGAGAGACCUAAUGCCAAACAGUACUUUGCCUGGAGAAGUUGGACUUACCCAUAUGCGAAUACUAAGGGUAUUGUGCGGACCAUCGGUAAAUGAUUAUUUUAGGAAGUUCCCAAGGGUGUUUCGUCUUUUGCUGUUAAGGUCAUUUAAACAGGGGAUUUGUAGCAAGUGCUUAUCAUCCCAUCUGUUGUCACUACGAAGGGCCAUCACGUCGAAAUCUCUUUGCCUUACGGAAUACAUCCAGCUUUGGAAAAGCGGUCUCGUUCGGGUUAACGAUAAUAAUUGCGUAUGAGUGGCUAGG